Messenger RNA from Leguminivora glycinivorella, 2656 nucleotides. RefSeq names its product choline-phosphate cytidylyltransferase A-like. The transcript is spliced from 9 exons. Gene Ontology annotation, biological process: CDP-choline pathway. NCBI's taxonomy places the organism in Eukaryota, Metazoa, Arthropoda, Insecta, Lepidoptera, Tortricidae. The record is from RefSeq and is a predicted model, not a curated record. Bases 157 to 1407 code for a protein of 416 amino acids. Gene Ontology annotation, molecular function: phosphatidylcholine binding; choline-phosphate cytidylyltransferase activity.
GUUUGGUUGACAUUUCAUCAGUCAUACCUGUCAUAUUUUAUGUUUGUGAUUGUGAUUUCGCUUAAUUCUCAUCCAAAAAAUUCAAGUUAUUUUAAAUUGCUUCUGCGACUUUUUGACAAUGGUGGCAAUUGACAUCGUCCGGUACUUCAGAAUAUAAUGUCGAGAAAGAGGUUGCGAGGAGAAGACAAUAAAAAGUUGAACAUAGAGGAAACUAUGAGCACGUGCAGUGCAGGCGCAGGGGAGGGGAAGGGAAGUGCUCUGCAGGCACAGAAUGGCAGUGACACCAGCUUCUGCAGCUCCAGCCAGACCCUUGAGCCCGUACAGUCACUGAGGUUGGCGGCGCCGUUCAGCACGGACCCGAUGGCGGUGGCGGAGCGCGAGCGCUGCACGUACGGGCGCGUGUCGCGCGCGGCGGCGGCGGCGGGCACGGCGGGCCGCCGCGUGCGCGUCUACUCCGACGGCAUCUACGACGUGUUCCACCAGGGCCACGCGCGCCAGCUGCAGCAGGCCAAGGCAGUAUUUCCCAACGUAUACCUGAUCGUCGGAGUGUGCAACGACCAGCUGACGCACAGCCGCAAGGGCCGCACGGUCAUGACGGAGGACGAGCGCUACGAGGCAGUCCGCCACUGCCGCUACGUCGACGAGGUGGUGCGGGACGCGCCUUGGGAGUACGACGAGGCGUUCAUGGAGAAGCACAAGAUCGACUUCGUGGCGCACGACGACAUCCCCUACACCACCGAGGACUGCGACGACACCUACGCCUGGAUUAAGGCCAAGGACAUGUUCGUCGCCACCGAGCGCACUGAAGGCGUGUCGACGUCGGACAUCGUGGCGCGGAUCGUGCGCGACUACGACAUCUACGUGCGGCGCAACCUGGCGCGCGGCUACUCCGCCAAGGAGCUCAACGUCUCCUUCCUCAACGAGAAGAAGUUCCGCCUGCAGAACAAGAUGGACGAGCUCAAGGACAAGGGCAAGAAGGUGAUGACAAACAUCGGUGAAAAGCGCGUCGACAUCCUGACAAAGUGGGAGGAGAAAUCUCGUGAGCUGAUCGACACAUUCCUACUGUUGUUCGGGCCGGACGGGCGGCUGUCGAGCAUCUGGAACGAGUCGAAGGGGCGCCUCAUGCAGGCGCUGAGCCAGCCGCCGUCGCCGCGCGCGUCGCCGCCGCCCAGCGAGAACGGCGACGACUCGCAGGACCGCGCGCUCGCGCUCGCGCUCGCCGGCGAACACGCGCCCGCGCCCGCGCUCGCCAGGGCUCUGGCGCACGCGCGCAUGCACAGAAGCUCAGCGUCGCCCCCGCCACCCAAGUCGCGCCGCUACGAGACGCUGUGGGAGCCACAAGCAGGUAACUGGAUGCGUCGAGCUCUGAAGGGCUGGGGGCGGAAGCGGCCGCACUGCGCCAGCUGACGGACGACGGCUCGGACAGCGACGACGACUACCACGACACCAGCGCCUACCUCUAGGCUCACACACACACACACACACACGCCGGCACCGAUGUACAUUGAACCACAAUUGAAACAAGGAACAGCGGCAUUACGUUAGAGGUGGUACACGUGUGAUAAGUGCACUCGUCUGACACAAGAGUGCCGCCGCUCUGAGGUUCAGAACCGAUAGCACAAUAUGUAAAGCCUGGCAAAACGGACAUAAAAAGUGACGACAUCGUAGUGCCGUCCCGUUUUCUUACAUACUUUGAUUUGAACGAGACGAGACGACACUAUGAUACCAUUUUUUGAUGUCUACUCUUUUUGACCAAGCUGUAUAUGAAAUAGUAACGCCCAUAUAUCUGUAAAAUCCUACUCGGGUAAGCCUGGGCUACUGCGGUUACUGAACUAUCAGGGUUCUUGAUUAGCAGGUUUUACAGUGUGCAUAGAUCUGUUAUGGUAUUUUUAGGUUUUAAUAUUUCGGGCACAAUGUAUAUAUGUGUUUAGGCCGUGACUACAAUGUAAUGAUUAGUCCUAUAACCUUAUUUUAAGCCAUCACGAAUUAUUCUAACAUAGACAGGGGCCAAUCUGUACUGUACCUAAUUUAAUGAGCUAAUCAUGGGUAGUUUACCUUAGUUCCUAUAUUCAAAAGACUAUGCCAAAUCUCAUGCUUUUUAUGUAAUGAUAUGCGUCUAAAUACUAUUCCAAAAAUGGGGCCCAGUGUUAGGGAAGUAGUCAGCUAUACAAAAUAUAGGUUCUCACUUGUCGUCAUAUUAUGUAGAACGUUAAGUAGUAAUGUACAUCGCUGCCGCUCGAGUGAGUUACAAGAUAAUGUACAAUGCAGAAGAUAUUUUCGAGCUGUUAUUUAAAUUAUUUUAUAGAGUAUGUUACGUCUGGAAAUUUUGUAUGAUGUUUGACUUGUUUGAGUACAAUUGAGUGAAUGUAUUUAAUAAUUUUAGUCUUAAUAACCUAUUAUUUAUGUUUCUAUAAUAAAAAUCUCUUUAUAAUCUCGUUAGAUAUGUACAGGGCACCUGUAGUUUUUUUAAGCACCAUGAAACAUUAAUUGUAAGGUGUACUCGGGUAAUUCCGAACGUCGAAAACCGUCGGCAAAUUCCGAAAAGGGAGGGUUCCUUUCUUACUAUGGAAUCACGGGUGAUUAUCAUUUGAAUUUCGGAAUUUUCCGACGGUUUUCGACGUUCGGAAUUACCCGAGUACACCUUAUCGGUUUUGUC